AUGCCUUCCAUUAUGCUUGAUGAAAAAUUAAUCACCCCGGAAAUUGUUUCUUCAUGGCUUUGCCCAAUUUAUGAAAAUAAUGUCCCGAAUGAGAACAAAAAUGACUAUAAUACGCCAGCACGAAACGUAUUGUUAAAAAGAGGAAAUAAAAGAAUUGCACCCAACUCCCCUCCUAAAAUUGAGUUGGAUACAAAUGUUACGCGCGGCGAUGUACGUGGCAUAAUACAGGAGGCUAUGGAAACCAACUUCGACAGCUUGGUGACUAAAUUCAAUAGCAUGUUGGUGUCUGCAUUGAACUUCAAACUGUCACCGAUUGAAAAAGAAAUAGCGGAGAUUAAAACAUCAAUGUCAUUCAAUUUUAUGAAAAAUGUUAAGGGAGCAGGAGAAAACAAAAAACAAAUUAAUGAAAUUCAAAAGGAAAAUUAA
Parnassius apollo (apollo) is the source of this 426-nucleotide messenger RNA. The record is from the annotation of a GenBank genome assembly. NCBI's taxonomy places the organism in Eukaryota, Metazoa, Arthropoda, Insecta, Lepidoptera, Papilionidae.